AUGGUGAGCGUGCUUGCUGGACAUACCAUUAAUAUCGAGAAUUUUAAGCAUGUAAUUGAACUACAGGAUAGAAUAGAGAUCAAACACGGCAUCUCCGACCAUACUGUAAACUCGCUGUCGGGAUGUGCUGCUCUGUGUCUUGGUAACGGAAACUGUUGGUCGUUAUUUUACAAUCACGUGACCCUUAUGUGCCGUCUGAACAAAAACCCUUUCCUUGAUGUCAGUGAAACUUCAAGUCAAUCUGGUUUUCAACACUAUAGUAGAGUGUUCUGUGAAAAUACGUCUCCUCAAAUACUACAUACCUCCAAGACUUUGACUUUGAUAAAUGGAAUUCCCGCCUUAUCCUUUACGUGUAACGUAAAUACUAUCGAAGUAAGUGGAGACGGAGACAUGAAAUGUGAUCUCGGAACUCUUCAAUGGACUUUCGCAACCAUUAUCUGUCUAGACUUAUCAGCGUACAGUGCAAUGGGUUAUACAGAAUUGUGCGGCACAGAGUCUGUUCUGAAGUUUGUCGGAAACAAAGUGACAUUUGAUGUUGGAAAAUCCAGCUGCAUGGGUGACGGUGCUCAAUUGGCUCGACCCGUGACGAGUAUUCGUUGGAAUUGUCUUGCAAACUUCGCUUUUUCAAGAAGUACGGGAACACACGUGUGGAUGGACAUCAAUGACAGGAAUAUUGAAGGAACAUUGAUGUUUUCAGAUAACACUCUAGUACCACUGCCUCACUACUGGUUACCAGGUGAACCAUAUCCUUCCUCGAAAGACGCCUCCGACUGUGUCGGAAUAUGGCCCAACAAGAAAUUAUGGGACGAUCUACCUUGCGGCAAUGUUGCAUAUUACAUCUGUGAAAUAGUUUUGUCUUAA
Molecule: messenger RNA, 861 nt
Organism: Ylistrum balloti
Lineage: Eukaryota; Metazoa; Mollusca; Bivalvia; Pectinida; Pectinidae
Exons: 4
Coding region: 1-861 (286 amino acids)
Source: RefSeq, a predicted model, not a curated record